Messenger RNA from Porites evermanni, 1158 nucleotides. Lineage: Eukaryota; Metazoa; Cnidaria; Anthozoa; Scleractinia; Poritidae. The record is from the annotation of a GenBank genome assembly.
AUGCUUUCAAAAAUACUGCAUGUUUUCUUGUACUUUAUCACAUGCUGUGGUCUUCAAUCGUGCAGCACUACGAACCGAACUCGAACGAGGACAGAAAAUGAGCAAGACUUAGAAGGUGGUGUCAGACUCGACCCAAUCGCAGACCCUGAAGAAGAACGCUCAUAUGGAGCCAGUUCUGGCUUGAACUGGUUUGGUGGAAGAUCAAAACGGGGAAUGGACUACAGUGUUACCACGGAUCCGCGUCAGAGAAGGGAAACAAGGCGUUGCUCUUGGGUCCGAAGAAACAAAAUUUCUCCAUCAUUUUUGCCUGUCGCUGGGGAACACUUGGCCGAUAAAUCUGAUGUGAACAGACAAAAAAGCAAGGAGCAAGGCAAAAGGCUGGAUGUCAGUUCCGUCCAGGACGCAAAUGACGAAAUUGUUUUUGGUCUUUUUGAGACAAAAGAUAGUUUUUCGGAGAGGCAGAAUAGCGCGCUUGCUUUGCGAACUUUUGCAACUUGUGCUCGCUUGAAUGCGAAUUUCAUGCGCCAGACCGCUUGGACUCCGACAACUGAAUCUGAGUGCGAUAGUAAUGGGACAGCAUGUUCUCCUUACAGUCAAAGAGAAGCAAAGGCAAGACAGUCGGUUUGGUCGAGGAUUACUUUCGCUUGGAAUGUGGUCAGAAGAAGAAUUUUUGAUGCAGGGGCUAGAUUCUCUCUUAAAUGUGGCGAGGGCUUUCCUGGUACAAGCACUGAAAGAAAUGAUAACGGCAUCUCUGAUGACAAAAAGGAAAGACCAAAGAUGUAUUCCGAACAUAAAAAAGGUGCAAGGAGUUUCUUAAGAGUCGGUAAAUUUAAUAAUAAAGGUUUACGUUCCUCUAGGUCGACAUCAAGGAAGCCUGUAGCAAUUCAUAAGCUUGGAGAAAACGAGUCAACUAAUUUUGACCGGAAUUUGUAUAUGCGCAUCAACAAACUCACUGUCACUCAUGACAUCUGUCAAUCUUCGUUAAGUGAUCCUUUUUUUGUCCAAGAAGGCGCGGUUAUUAAAUCUGAUGUGCCUGUCACUUAUAUCACAAUCAAUUCGCAAGGUACUGAUAAAGGGAGCUCCAAUGAAGAUAAACCUCGAUUAAAGAAUUUCUUCGGAAGAUUUACGCGAAGAACUGGAAUAUUUGACUCGAAUUAG